Messenger RNA from Aspergillus affinis, 579 nucleotides. RefSeq lists its product as uncharacterized. The record is from RefSeq and is a predicted model, not a curated record. Bases 1 to 579 code for a protein of 192 amino acids. The transcript is spliced from 2 exons. Lineage: Eukaryota; Fungi; Ascomycota; Eurotiomycetes; Eurotiales; Aspergillaceae.
AUGGCUCCCUUUCCUCGCCCCUUGCUAGGUUUUAUCCCCCUAGCCAAUCCCCUCCUCUUCCUCCUACUUGGCUCCGUGCAAGGGGCACCUCUCGAGGCGCAUAUCUCCCCGCAAACCUGGAAUGCAACAGGACCCAGUAACUCGAGCCAUCUCGUGUCCCCACCGCCCAGACCCUGGGGACCCGCGCCGUUCUUCUGGAACGCUGCUCCUCCGCGCCCGUAUCAUGCCUAUGGAUACGGUGGGUUUUACUAUCCCGACAAGCAUGAAGACGAUGGGAGAGGUUUGGUGAACGCCAACGUCGUCGAUCAGGGCCCUGAGGCUGAGCCCGAGGCCGAGGUUCAGGAUGUCGACGACGUAGAGAUCUUGGAUGAGGAUGACGGGGAGGACGAAGUGGAUAUGAACUCAGGUGCAGAAGAGUCUGAUGAGAGAGAUGAAGACUCGACUCCGGGCCUGGAUGCGUCUUCUUUCUGGAACCCGUUUGCUGGUCCUCGGCGCGGUGAUGACCGGAAGCAGGGAGACUGGGACUGGAAGCACCAGGCUCAUGGACACGGGAGGUCAUGGGGAGAGGCAGAGAGAUGA